Messenger RNA from Geodia barretti, 1629 nucleotides. The record is from the annotation of a GenBank genome assembly. NCBI's taxonomy places the organism in Eukaryota, Metazoa, Porifera, Demospongiae, Tetractinellida, Geodiidae.
GUGAUCACGCGCGUCGCGACUCUAGUUGACGCGCACCAAACACACCGAGAAGUCCGCUGAAGUUGCAGCCGACGAAGCAGUUGGCCGUGUUCCUACAAGGAGACAGCAAGACGUCCAAAGUGGUGACCUACCACGUAGGUAUAUACCACGACAACAUGGCGGAUGAAGACGAGGCGGGGGAUGCCCAAGCCGGCCUCACCUUCAACAACGAUGGAAGCUUCAUGGAGCAGUUUAUGAAGAUGCAGAAGGAGAAGGAGAAGUCAAGAGAAGAUGCAGAGUCCACGAAAAAAGACUCACCUUCUCUUGCCGCUGUGAAACCCGUCCGAAAGCCGCCUGCCUCGCUGGCACAGAAGAUGAUGAAAAAUCGUGCCGCCAAAAAAAAGUUGGCCGUCGCUAGUGCUGGAAAAGAGGGAGGGGCAGAGAGCAAGAAGGAGUCAGACCCCUCUGCCACGCCCAGUUCUACUGUCAGCCAAUCAACCGAGGAGUCCCCUUCGUCUAGCAUCACUCCACCUCAACCACAACCAACCACCUCUGCGACUAAAGGUGGUCGUAAGAGGAAGAGCAAGUGGGACGUCAGUAGCAGUGAGUCCACAGCUGACUCCACAGCUGACUCCAGACCUAUCCACGAGGCCAUUGGGUUGCUUGCCGCGGCCCCUCCCCCCGUCAUCCAGCCGUCGUCAUCAGGCCUUCCUGGGGUGGUCGGCGGGGACCAGCAGCUCACUGCUGCCCAGCAGGAACAGCUGAGAGAACAGAUUGCUAUGCAGAAGAUGGUGGCAGAGAUCAAGGCAGCGACUGCCCAGUCCGGUUCCGGCGUCAAGAAAGGGAACCGGUACGAGUACGACAGCGACGAGGAGGUGGAGGAAGGAACGUGGGAGCACAAGGCACGAAUUAAGGAGAUGAAACUGACAGAAGACAAGGCCACGGAGUUGACAGAGAUGGGCAAAGGAAAGCACCACAUUGGAGACUUUCUGCCCCCCGAGGAGAUGGAAAAGUUUGUGGAAACUGUCGUUGCUGUUAAAGAGGACAGAGACCCAGACUUCAGUGACUACAAAGAGCACAAGCUGACAGAAGAGAACAUUGGAUUUAAGUUGCUGCAGAAGGCUGGCUGGGACGAAGGGGCGGGGCUCGGGGCCCAAAAGCAAGGAAUCACCGCGCCCGUUAAUAAGGGCAAGCAGUCGUUUGACCAGUCAGGGCUAGGAGUAGUCAAACCGGCCGAAGUCAAGAAAUCGGACAGCGAAUUUGAUUUGUAUCGCAAGAGAAUGAUGCUUGCCUAUCGUUUCAGACCCAACCCGUUGGUGAGCCCCUUUCAUUUCACACUCUAACGACGUGCAUGAGUGGUAUUGUUUUUAACUCUUUUUGUCGUAGAAUAAUCCCAGAAGACCCUACUAUUAGCUGUCAUCAUAAAACAAAACUCUUGCUUCUCAGAUCUGUUGUGAUGUGUAUAUAUAAUAGUACUGUCAUCUUAAUUGUAAUGCAUAUUAUAACAGUGCACCAUGUGAUCCAGUAAUUGGAAAAAAUGCCCAAGUAAAACAUUUAACUUGUUUGUGUGGAAUGCAAGCUACUACAAAACAUAACUGACAGGAUAGUUACUUGAACCUACAUUAUGUUGUAGCUGGGAAUAAAUGUGUU